UGGCGCGGAAAGUUGUCACACGAGCCCACAGCGCAGCUCUCAGUUUAUAAAAGAUUUGUUUACAUUUUCACCGAAAUAUACGGACUCGUUAACCGUGAGGAUGAGUGUGCUGGAGGUGAAGUUUGUCGGGGAUGGAGAUGCUCUGGAGCACAUCGUGGACAAACUGGAGGAUGUGCAGAGCAGCAGUGGAGCUGUUCAGAAGAUGGUAAAGUUUAAGAGUCCAGCUGGACGACGUGUCAAAGAGGACGCAGAACAUGAUGGGGACGAAAACGGAGUCCUUGACCAGCAGGAUUAUGUCCAAGCUUUGGGAGCAGACAACGCAGAAGAAGACGAGGAGGGUAUGUACAGAGUGGCUGGAUCCUCCAUUUUCACCUUUCAGAAAGCCAAACGUGGACACAGCAUGGCUCAGACCGCGAGCGAGUUGGCUCGGACUCCCGGGAAAAGCGUGACCUUUAGCGCGACCCCCAACGCUGAACCCUCGACUCCCACCAGAUCAAGCCGCGCCCACAGAGGGGACAGCAGGACACCACAGAGGAACAAAAAGGUUCAGUUUGUCUCCACAACACCCCACAGGCUCAGGAAGAGAAUAACGACUCCGAGCAUGCGGUCUGACAGCGACAGCGAUCUGUCGCCGUCUGACUCCGGCGAGGAGGAGGAUGAAGAUGGGAUGGAAGAAGAGCAGAAAGUAAAGAAAGAGGACAAGGAGAACUUGAAGACUCCCAAAACGCCCAGUCGAGGCUCAGCUCUCUACAAGACUCCCGCCAAGAGAAGCAAGAGCGUCUCCGAAGCCCGCAGUCAGCCCAGUAUGGUCGAGGAGUAUUUCGAAGCUCAUGGCAGCUCAAAGGUGUUGACGUCUGACCGCACGCUGGAGCGUCUACACACCCCGAAACUGGACAGGGAGACGCUGGUCCAGCUUCUGGAAGGAAAACCUUCCUGCUGCUCAGAGGAGAUCCAGCAGCUCCACAACAAACACACAAAGCACUUUAGCAAAUGGAUGUUACAGCUGCAGUUGGGAUUCAGCGUGCUGGUCUACGGUCUUGGCAGCAAAAAAUCUCUGCUGGAGGAUUUCCGCGAGUCUCACUUGGCUGAGGAAGUUCACCUCGUGAUCAACGGAUUCUUCCCGUCCAUCACUCUGAAAUCGAUCUUAAAUGCUCUGACUUGUGAGGUUCUGGAUCACCAGGGAAGUUUCCGGACCCCCUCAGACCAGAUCCAGUACAUCGCUCAGACCCUCAAAGACAGCCCAGAUCUCCACGUCUACCUGCUGAUCCAUAAUAUCGACGGGCCGAUGCUGCGAGGAGAGAAGACCCAGAGUGCACUGGGGCAGCUGGCCGCCCUGCCCAACCUGCACUUGGUGGCUUCUUUAGACCACAUCAACGCUCCACUGGUGUGGGACCAGUUUAAGCAGAGCCAGUUUAACUGGCUGUGGUGGGAGUGUGUGACCUUCCAGCACUACGCGGAGGAAACGUCGUACGAAAACUCGCUCCUCGUGCAGCAGACUGGCGCUCUCGCUCUGUCCUCCCUCACGCAUGUGCUGCGCAGCUUGACACCGAAUGCGAGAGGAAUUUUCAAACUUUUGGUGAAAUUCCAGCUGGAAAACAAAGACAACCCUUCAUACACAGGACUGUCAUUCCAGGAUUUCUACCAGCGCUGUCGAGAGGCGUUCCUGGUGAACUCCGACCUCACGCUGAGGACUCAGCUGACGGAGUUCAGAGAUCACAAACUGAUUCGAACACGAAAGGGUGCAGAUGGAGUGGAGUACUUAAUCGUUGCGGUGGACGCGAGCACGUUGAUGGAUUUCCUGGAGAACGAAGAGGGCGACUGAGAAGAGAAGUCCUUAGGUUUAUAGUUUGUUCACUGACUUUACUAGAAAAUAGAUAUUUUGGUUGAAUCAGUCACUGAUUUAAAGUCCCAGUUACUUUUUAUCGACUUCAGACAUGAGCCCAGCUUCCAGGCUCUGCACAGUUUAAAAUCAUGAUUUAAUUAGUCCGAAAUGCCUUAUUGUAGCACUGCAACUGUCUCAUUAUGUACUUUGAUGUAUACAUAAAUGAAUGAAUGAACGAA
Messenger RNA from Plectropomus leopardus (leopard coralgrouper), 2061 nucleotides. RefSeq names its product origin recognition complex, subunit 2 (gene orc2). Gene Ontology annotation, molecular function: DNA replication origin binding. The record is from RefSeq and is a predicted model, not a curated record. Gene Ontology annotation, biological process: DNA replication. Gene Ontology annotation, cellular component: nuclear origin of replication recognition complex; nucleus. NCBI's taxonomy places the organism in Eukaryota, Metazoa, Chordata, Actinopteri, Perciformes, Serranidae.